AUGGACAAGACCUUCAGUUCUUAUUAUGAGCUUAGGACACUGAUAUGUCAUGUUUCUUUGUUUACUACCAGUGGCUUUAAGAAUCCUUCUGCAAUUCAACAAAGAGGAAUUGUUUCCUUCUGUAAGGAACUUGAUGUUAUUCAGCAAGCACAGGCAGGGCCUGGAAUGACUGUAGCUUUAUGUUCUGGAAUUUUACAACGGCUUGUGUAUAGUUUCCUUGAGUGUCAGGCUUUGGUUCUUUCUCCAACUAGAAAAGGAGCACAGAAAAUUGAAAAGAUGUUGGGAGCACUGGGAUGCUAUCUGGGUGUGAAGGUUUAUGCUGCUACUGGAGCAACUAGUGUUUGUGAGCAUCAACAAGAUUUUUCAAAUGGCUUCCAUGUCAUUGUGGGUACUCCAGGUUGCAUUCUUGACAUGUUACUGCUCCUCCCUAGCUUCCUUAGGAUGUUUGGGUUGGGUCAUGCAGAUGUGAUGCUGGAUCAGAUGUUUGCAUGGCUACUGAGGUGGUUGUUGACUGGUUUGCCGACCAAGGGGCCUUCUUUCUUUCUUUCUGUUGAUGGCAACUGUUAUUUUGAUUGCCAAAGCAUGCUUAAGUUUAUUGAUAACAAUCAUAAUCUGUGGUUGCAGGUUUUUGACAUCUUCAAACGUCUUCCUUCAAGGAUUCAGGUCAAGAAAGUAUUCCAGCUUCUUCCAUCCAAGUUACAGGUUGGGCUUUCUCUGCUACAAUGCCGUAAGAUUCAGUAUAAACCCGUAAGGAUUCUUCUGAAGCAAGAUGAGCACAUCGGCAAACAUAUUAAGCAGUUCUACGUUGAUGUGGAGGAAGAAAUGAAGUUGGAGUCCCUGGUCAAUCUCCAUGAUGCUUCGGCCACCACUGAAAGCAUCAUCGUCUUUGUUACAGCAAACACAAAGCUCUCCCUGACUGACAAUAUUAGGACAUGGCUCAGAACAAAUGGGAUGCGCUCAUGCAUGAACUCGAAUCAGGUUGUUCUCGUGUUCUUGUCGCCACCGAUCAUAAAUUAUGAUCUGCCAGCUCGUGCCAGAAGAAGUGUAUGUUUUGGCAGGAGGAAGAAUGCUGUAUGACAAAGAGGAUGUGUUCAUGAACUCUCUCUCUUCUAC
Molecule: messenger RNA, 1113 nt
Organism: Musa acuminata subsp. malaccensis (wild Malaysian banana)
Lineage: Eukaryota; Viridiplantae; Streptophyta; Magnoliopsida; Zingiberales; Musaceae
Source: RefSeq, a predicted model, not a curated record